AUCAUCAUCGCUAAUAACUAAAUUUGACUUAACAUAAUCUCUUCAACUCAUGAUCAAGAAUCACACUGCAUCAAACUUACUAAGAGUGAAGCAAAGUAUUGAUAAAUUUGGAGAAAAGAUCCAUCUAAAAUGGUUCAUCUGAGACAGCUGAUUGCUGUCCUGUCCUUGCUGAUAUGUGUGGAAGCUCAAAACACAACCAACGAGCACGAUAUGAGCGACGUAAAUCCACUCCGCCCGAGCAUGCCAGUUGUGCUAGUAGUCCUAUCCAUCAUGUUCUGCCUCACUUUCCUCAUUCUGGCAUAUGCCAAGUUCUGCCACAGAAUCAGAUCCGAGCCGUCUGAUCUUCUACAGGGCCCUAACGGGGCCGUUGGAUCAAGAGCCCGGUUUUCAGGUGUAGACAAAACCAUCAUAGAGUCACUCCCUUUCUUCAGAUUCUCCUCACUCAGAGGCUCGAAAGAAGGCUUAGAAUGUGCCGUGUGCCUCUCAAGAUUCGAGGACACAGAGCUCCUUCGUCUCCUGCCCAAAUGCCGGCACGCCUUCCACAUGAGCUGCAUCGACAUAUGGCUGGAGAAUCACUCCAGCUGCCCCCUCUGCAGGAACAAGUUCGAUGCAGGAGACAUCAAGAGCUUGAGAUACAGCAGCAGCUUCAGAUGCCCGAGCAGCUCGAGGGAGGAGCCUAAUCUUGAGUUCUUCAUACAAAGAGAGCAGAGUCAAGGGAGGUCAAUGAGGUUCAACCUUGCCCACACACUACAGAAGUUAGCUAGAGGGAGGAGAGACGAUCCGUUGAUUCAAGAAUUCAAGAAUCAGAGCGAUGGAACGCAGAAUCUGCACAAUGUCAAGCAUAGGAUCAUUGUAUCAGAUGUCAUUCACAAGAGCAGGUGGAGCGAUGUCAACUCCUCGGACCUGAUGUCUCUCAGCUCCGAGAUGCUGAGUGUCAUGGAGGGAAAAGGGCUGUCCACAAGUGGGAGGUUCAACGACGAGGAUGCAGCCAAAGAGCAUAUCUCGAAGAUCAAGGAGGAUAUGGAGAGGAAGAGGCUGUUUGAGUCCAAGAUUGUUUCAAGAACUGAAAUUACUAGCUCUGGUGAAACCUCUGGCUAUCCCAACAUUGAUUUGGACUCUGCCAUGAUGUCUAAAUCAUUGGAUCCGUCCCAGAAAAGAUCGAUGUCCGAAAUUACAAACGUGUCGAGGUUCACAGAACUGAACUCAAGCAGCAGCAGCAGGAUCAGUGGAUUCUCAACUUCAGUGAAUUCAGAAAGAGAUGAAAAAGUUAGAAGGCUUUGGCUGCCUAUAGCUAGGAGAACCAUUCAGUGGUUUUCUGGUCAAGAAACGAGCUCGGAUGCCAGACAACCUACGGUGGAUGUCUGAACCCAUCCUGCAUAUUUUAUUCACCAAAUAGAUCAUAGUUGGCACAAAACUGUAUCUAGAAAUUCAUACAUGAACUUUGAUGACACUUUCUUGAUGUUA
Molecule: messenger RNA, 1464 nt
Organism: Salvia hispanica
Lineage: Eukaryota; Viridiplantae; Streptophyta; Magnoliopsida; Lamiales; Lamiaceae
Source: RefSeq, a predicted model, not a curated record